AUUAGACAGCUGAGCGCUCGUUCGGGAUGUUUUGUGCACCUCUUAUGCCGCAGCAGGUACAAAUCCUGUCAUCGUAACACUCUGGAUUGUUCUUGACAUCGCUGCGUGGACAUUGUAGCUCUGAAUUAACGCAUGUGUUAAGAAACAAGAAUAUUUCGUGGAAACAGGCUUUGGACAGAGUUGACACCACAACAUCGAGACUCAGAAUGAAACUGGAAGUUUUUUGCGGGGGUCACUACGACUCCAAGCCCGUGGAGCUGUGCAGCGACGCCGAAGGCAGUAUCCCGUCGCCGCUAUCGGCAGAGGAGGAGCUGGGCUCCGAUGGAGACUGUGUGGCGCACAGUCCGGCACCUGUUCUCCCGGGUGCUGAAAUCAAAGGCAAGCCUUACACCCGGAGACCCAAGCCUCCGUAUUCCUACAUCGCUCUGAUCGCCAUGGCCAUCCGUGACUCGAACUCGGGUCGUCUUACUCUGGCCGAAAUUAAUGACUACCUCAUGAAAAAGUUCCCAUUCUUUCGAGGCAGCUAUACAGGUUGGAGAAACUCGGUACGCCACAAUCUGUCUCUCAACGACUGCUUUCUAAAGGUGUUGCGAGACCCCUCCAGGCCGUGGGGCAAGGAUAACUACUGGAUGUUGAACCCGCACAGUGAGUACACCUUUGCGGACGGAGUGUUUCGUCGAAGGAGAAAGCGCAUUAACAAAAAGGCAGGCAAGGAGCCAGAGGGGCCGAGCCAGAUGGCUUCAGUGGACACCAAAGACUCUAUAAUUACGCCUCCAUCCAGCGCAAAGUUUACGAGUUCCUUCGCCAUUGACAGCAUCCUCAGCCGACCUUUUAGAAAAGAGGAACGCCCCGUUCACCAAACUGACACCUGGCAGGUGGGAGUGGACAUGCUCCCUUAUGUCAUGCGUGGCUCUCCUGUCGCUGUCCCCCAUACACAGUUGCUUCGAUCUUACGAGGACCCCGCAAUAAGCUGCCGUCACCAAAGGGACUUCUUCCCUUUCCAGCUGACCUCCCAGGGCCCAUCAGUCCCUCACACGACUACAUUAGUACCUGGGACUUCUUCAGCGGCUUAUCACCGGUUCAAGAUUGACUAUUUGUUGUCAUAAUAAUGGUGUGAGGGUCUGGGUGGGAGACGUUGGCACUUUCUGUGUACUCGUGACUUAAUGCAAAUACAUUUCACCAGACUGUAUGUCGUCACAGAUCACCUCAGGGGUUUGGGAUACCAAAAAGCAGUGGGACAUGAAAAGCAUUGAGCACAGGGUUGUGAACAGUAAACUAUUUAAUUUUCUAUUGUUUAUUGUCCUACUGAACUCUCUAUAUUUAUAAUGUUUUGUCUUUUUUAUUUGUGAUUGUUUUAAACUUGCUGAACCAAUUGCCUCAAAUCAUUCUAAAAAAAAAGCAAAAGUGAAACCUGUAUUCAUUUCAGAUUUACCAGCAAGUAAAAUUAACUAUUCAAGAGACAAGCUCAAUCUGAAUUGUUAUUGAGGAGGUGAGACUGUUGCAUCAAACCCGUAAACUGGAAUUAGAAUGUAGACUUUAUUUUCCUGACAGAAUGCAUGCGCAUUUUAUACUGAAAAAUAAAAUAUGUUUUCCAAUUAAA
Molecule: messenger RNA, 1600 nt
Organism: Paramisgurnus dabryanus
Lineage: Eukaryota; Metazoa; Chordata; Actinopteri; Cypriniformes; Cobitidae
Gene: foxq1a
Product: forkhead box Q1a
Biological process (GO): regulation of transcription by RNA polymerase II; anatomical structure morphogenesis; cell differentiation
Molecular function (GO): RNA polymerase II cis-regulatory region sequence-specific DNA binding; DNA-binding transcription factor activity, RNA polymerase II-specific
Source: RefSeq, a predicted model, not a curated record